AUGGUUGAUACAAUGACCUUUGCCCAAGAUGUUCUGCGAUGUGAUCUAUGUGAAACUCCUAUUCCUUCAAUGCACUGUGACUUUUGCCAUAUCAAACUCUGUAAAGCGUGUGUGGGGGAGCAUCUCUCUGAUUUAUCAAAGGAACAUAAAGUGGUCAGAUUUAAAGAUCGAGGAUCCACUCUUAUUUUUCCCGAGUGUACGAUUCAUAUGAAAAAUCAUUGUCAACUUUUUUGUGAGGACUGUGACUGUCCUCUAUGUUUGUCCUGUCUUUCGUCCAACUCCCACAAAGGUCACACGUUAAAGCAUUUUUUGGAAAUAUUGAAAUCCAGACAAAAUGAUAUUGAUACAGAUAUCAAAGAACUGCAAGAUUUUAUAUGCCCUAUAUAUGAAGAAAUUUCAUUGGACAUCAUAAAGGAAAAACAAAGUGCAGAAAAUCACUACAAAAAAUUAAAAUCAGAUGUCACAAAGCAAGGAGCAGACUGGCAUAAAGAGAUUGACAUUCUUGUAAAAAACAAAAUUUCAAACAUUGAGGAAAUGACGCAGAAGCACCUGGAAACCCUCAAUGAAAAAGAAUUCGAAAUUAAUCAGAACAUUUCUAAAGCAAAACAAGUUAUUUUAGAUCUGAAGAAAAUGUUAGAUUCCAAUGACGUCUCCCUAGUCACUACGUACAAAUCCUGCAAUGCUUUCUUCAGAACAUUGCCUCCUAAAGUUACAGCAUUUUUACCAAGUUUCUCUUUUGAGAAAGUCAACAGAGAACAAAUUUCUCAACUGUUUGGUUCUCUCUCAACUUUAUCUUUUAUUAAAGAAAAGCAUGGCUACACGCUGAAGGCACUGGAAGUUGUUCCUUGUCCUCCAGUCAAACCACUGCUUGAUGAUCCUGAGAUCAUUGGCACCAUCGACACUGGAUAUAAAUAUCUGAAUAGUGUUUCCUGCCUAAGUGACGAAGAAAUCUGGACUUGUGGGAACAGCAAAGUUAUGAAACUCUACAACCUCCAUGGCAAACUACUGAGGACAAUUCAAACUAAGUCAAAGAUCCCACCUCGGGAAAUAGCAGUGACUGAAAAUGGAGAACUUGUCUACAUCGAUGAAGUCACACAAACUAUUAACUUAGUAAAAAAUAAGCAAAUAGAAGAAGUUAUAAGAUUAAUGGGGUGGAUUGCAGAAAACGUUUGUGUUGCUUUUUCUGGUGACCUUCUUGUUACUAUGGCUAGAGAUACGGAAUCAAAGAUUGUACGUUAUUCCGGCUCUUCAGAAAAACAAACUAUUCAAUUUGAUCAUAGGGGCAAACCUUUGUUUCCAUCUGGCAGUAUGAAAUACAUUGCUGAGAACAGAAAUCUAGAUGUAUGUGUUGCUGACAUUGCAACUGGCGCAGUAAUAGUGGUCAAUCAGAUUGGAAAACUACGUUUUAGAUAUACUGGCCAUCCAUGCAAGGGAGCAUUUUAUCCUCAUGGCAUUGCUACAGACAGCCAAAGUCAGAUUGUGACAACAGACUCUAACAACCACUGCGUGCAUAUCUUAGACGAAAACGGGAAGUUUCUUCGCUACAUUGAUAACUGUAAUUUAAGCAACCCAUGGGCAAUAUGUGUUAAUUCCAAAGAUAACCUCUUUGUAGCUGAGCAAUACAGUGGUAAAGUAAAGCAGAUAAAAUACAUAUAAAAUGGAUGACAGCUAACAUUUAACGAUAUUUUGUACGGAAUAGAG
Saccostrea echinata is the source of this 1701-nucleotide messenger RNA. RefSeq names its product E3 ubiquitin-protein ligase TRIM36-like. The transcript has 2 exons. Gene Ontology annotation, molecular function: protein binding; zinc ion binding. NCBI's taxonomy places the organism in Eukaryota, Metazoa, Mollusca, Bivalvia, Ostreida, Ostreidae. The record is from RefSeq and is a predicted model, not a curated record. Bases 1 to 1656 code for a protein of 551 amino acids.